Messenger RNA from Amorphotheca resinae ATCC 22711, 1116 nucleotides. RefSeq lists its product as hypothetical. Lineage: Eukaryota; Fungi; Ascomycota; Leotiomycetes; Helotiales; Amorphothecaceae. The record is from RefSeq and is a predicted model, not a curated record. Bases 166 to 1098 code for a protein of 310 amino acids. The transcript is spliced from 2 exons.
CUAACUUCAUACCUUCGUACCUUCAUAAGUGGGAGGUUUAACGAGCAAAAUUUUGUAUUUAUCUUUGUCCAGCGAGUUUAGAAGGUCGUUCAAGUGAAGGACUGCCGAUAGUUGAUGAUUGAGGUCUCGAAGUACCACAAAGCUCACUUUCCGCAAAACGGCACGAUGGCUUCUUUCAAAGGGAGCUCCAGAAAAGGCAUUUUACACCAAUAUACCUCCCAGCUCACGGUUUUCGAGCACACACCACACCCAACCUCAGAACCCCAGAACCUUCUGAUCUUCGUUGGUGGCCUCUUCGGCGGCUUGCUCACAACGCCCUAUCCCACAAGAAUCGCUGCCACCCUCCCACCUUCCUGGAGCCUGGCAGAAGUCCUCCUUUCUUCGUCCUACCUUGGCUGGGGCAUAUCUUCCCUUGACCGUGAUGCCGACGAACUUGCCAAAUGUGUAUCCUACUUCCGGACCAUCAAGUCCGGUAAGAUAAUCCUGAUGGGCCAUUCAACCGGCUGUCAAGAUGUCAUCACAUAUCUUACGGGCACGGGCCACGAGACUCGUCCUGCUAUUGAUGGAGGCAUAAUUCAAGCUCCGGCUAGUGAUCGAGAGGCAAUGGUUAUGGCUCUCGGUGAGGAGGUUUUGAGCGAGACCUGUAAGAUAGCCAAAGCGAUGGUAGAGUCCGGGGAUGGCGAAGAGAUCCUUCCGAGUAAAGUCAGACAUGGGUUUUUCGCCCCGACACCGAUAUCAGCACGGCGGUGGCUGAGUCUAGCGAGUCCGGAUCACGAUGGAGACGACGAUCUAUUCAGUUCGGACUUGAGCGAUGAGCAAUUGCUGAAGACCUUUGGUGCAUUGCCGGCUAGGAGUCCAUUGUGCAUCUUGUUUUCGGGCAAUGAUGAGUACAUGCCGAAGAGUGUUGACAAGGAGGCUAUGUUGAAGAGAUGGAUUGAGAUUUCAAAAAGAGGGAAGGGUACCGUCGAUGAGGUGCACUCGGGAGUUUUGGCGGGCGCAUCUCAUGAUCUGUCAGGGAAUCCUGAGGAGGUAGUUAACGGGCUGGUGAACAGAGUCCUGGGAUUCUUGAAUGGAUUGCCGACACAGUCUCACCUAUAAGUCCUCAUUAAAUGCUAU